Puccinia graminis f. sp. tritici CRL 75-36-700-3 is the source of this 729-nucleotide messenger RNA. RefSeq lists its product as uncharacterized. NCBI's taxonomy places the organism in Eukaryota, Fungi, Basidiomycota, Pucciniomycetes, Pucciniales, Pucciniaceae. The transcript has a single exon. The record is from RefSeq and is a predicted model, not a curated record. Bases 1 to 729 code for a protein of 242 amino acids.
AUGGGCCACGACAAUUCGAACAUACGUCACAAGCGGAGCGCGUCGACGGGAUCGCUCCCGGCGCUCGGCCGUCGAUUGAGCAACGGCUCGCUCAGAGCAGUCAAAUGGAUCGGCAAGCAAUUCAAAAACAAGAAGCCAGCGAGCGACUCGGAUUCGGAUGAAUCCUGGGGGACCCCAUCUGAGCUCCCACUCGGCCAGGACGCCGGACCAUCCCGGAUCGAUGACGAAUAUGUCCCACAGUCCACGUUGGCUCAUCGGGCCCGAAGAGAGGCUCUAGAGAAACACUGGAACGAUAUCUACUCCUUCGACUGGCCCGCUGGCAAGAUUCCCAGCAAGCCUGUCCCUGCUGAUCCUGUCGACAGACCUUUGACAUCUAUGGCCCGGGGGAGGCGGAGGUUGCAAUCCCUCAACUCAUCCAACGCGCCCCCUCAUCCAUUUGCCCUUGGAAAUGCCUCGAUAGGCCAUCUACCUGCCCGGGUCCCCCAAAGUGCUCUCAGGAUGCGUUCCUUGGAGAGGGAAGAAGUCAUCGCAACUCUGCCCAAGCCUAAGCCUCCUCCCGUCAGACCUUUGCCUCCCCCACCCGUUUCCCUCUACCCUAUCCCUCCUACCCUUCCUCUAAACAUCAGGCGAGACGCUUCCUCAAGGUCUCAAACUCCUAGUGAAUCCCUGUACUCUGACCCUUCUAUUUCCGAUAAAAAAUCGCGUUGGAAGAGGUUGUAUGAUCGUUAG